UUUUUUUUGUUGACAUUUUGAUAACCAAAAUAUGUGCAAUCAAAUGAUUAUAAAAUAUGUAGUAAUGUUUUUGUUUACAAAAUUUUAAAUUUUUAACACAAGUAUAAAAAAUCGGUUAUGUAUUUUUAAAAAUAUUUAAUAAAAAACUAAAUUAUAAAAAAAAUACAUUAACAUCAAUGGCAAACGUUGAUCGUGUGGACAACGUAGUCUCUUCUCAGACGCAAUUAGUUGGAGAAGAGGAAGUACAGGCACAACCGCCAGUAUUGAGAUUGCGUCUAAAGAAGCCAAAAUCAAAACGUUCUGUUGCUUGGCGUGAGGACACGGUCGACAAUGAACACGCAAACAAAAAAAAAUCAAAGUGUUGCUGUAUCUUUCGAAAACAACACGAAUUUGGUGAGAGUUCAUCAGAAAGUGAUGACGAUUGUGAAAAUUGUUUCGGUCAUCCGGAGAAACGUAAAAAGAACCAAAAGCCUGCACCGCCGGAACAAAACGAUUUAGAUGCUAAUGAGAAUAACAAUAAUGAUACUGAAAAAGAUAACAAUUAAACAACAACGCCAAUAAAAUAAUUAGAUUUGUGCAGGGACCGAAAAUAACAGUCAUUUCAAAAAUGUUGAAGAAAAAAACCGCAACAUAAAGUUGUUUAAACUUAUAUUUAAGUAUAUAGUUAUUAUAACUAUAUCAUUUCAUUUUUAAUAUGCAUGCUUGUUAUAUAUGUGAGUGUUUUAAAAUAAAACU
This is a messenger RNA of Teleopsis dalmanni, 735 nucleotides long. RefSeq names its product E3 ubiquitin-protein ligase PPP1R11. Gene Ontology annotation, cellular component: nucleus. The record is from RefSeq and is a predicted model, not a curated record. The coding region runs from base 177 to 545 and encodes 122 amino acids. Gene Ontology annotation, molecular function: protein phosphatase 1 binding; protein serine/threonine phosphatase inhibitor activity. The transcript is spliced from 3 exons. Lineage: Eukaryota; Metazoa; Arthropoda; Insecta; Diptera; Diopsidae.